AUUUGAACGAUUAAAGUUCAUCUGCCCAUGAAACCCAGUUUGUGGAGAGACUGAUAGCCAGUUAUGUGCAGAUCUCUAUCUACCAUUUCCCUUUGUCCGCAGGUGCCCAGAGUUAAUAAUCGUAGUAUGUUAUUACGGGAGCUGGGCGCAGCUGAGGUCCGGCACCGGUCGACUUACCUCAGCCAACAUUGAUGCCUCACUCUGCACGCAUUUCAUAUACUCCUUUGUGUUUCUGAAAAACGACGCCAUAGUCCCGACUGAUGUAAUGCCACAAUUUGAUCAGUUCGUGGCAAUCAAGUCUCGGAACGCUCAGGCAAAAGUCUUGCUUGCGGUGGGUGGAUGGACCGCAGGAGUGGCAGAGUUUCAGGCCACCGCCCGCUCAGCCACCCGAACUCAGGCGUUCGCCCAAAACGCAAUCAGCUUUCUGCGAACCAAUGGAUUUGAUGGUCUGGAUCUCGACUGGGAAUUCCCGGGCCGGUCUGAUCGCGGAGGCGUGGCACGUGACAAAACUGACUUCACCAGCUUCAUACGGAUUAUCUACCAGGCGUUCCAGGCCGAGACGUUACAGCCGGGAAGUCAACGCCUGAUCCUCUCUGCUGCCGUGUACGCCUUCCCCUCGGCCUAUGACGCCUACGAACUGGAUAAAAUCGGCGAUUACUUGGACGAAAUUGGUAUAAUGACAUACGACAUAGAAGGUUCGUGGAAUCGGUACGCUGGUUUCAAUGCCCCUCUACCGAACGUGAUGAACUCCAUUGACGAAUACAUUGCCGGUGGUGUUCCCAGAAAAAAGCUACACAUGGGCCUCGCCUCAUAUGGUCGGACCUUUCUUCUGACCAACCCCAAUCAAUUCACCCCUGGCAGCCCCACCGCCGGCAGCGGCAGUCCCGGGAUGUUCACAUCAGAGGCAGGAUCCCUGGCUUACUACGAGAUCUGUAACAACAUAAGAACCCAAGGUUGGACGCGCCGCUGGUGGCCUUCGACCAGCACUCCAUACGCCCAUUUUAACACCGAGUAUGUGGGCUAUGAUGACCUGGAGAGUUUACAACAGAAGGUAGCCUAUAUAAAAUCACAAGGACUGGGUGGAGCAAUGUUGUGGUCAUUAGAUCUGGACGACUUCGGGAACUUGUGUCAGAUGGGCAGUUUUCCCCUUCUAACAGGGAUUAACCAGAUGCUGGCUGGAAACUUCGUCUUACCCAGUACAGUCUCGCCACCCCCAACCAUGCCCACGACGAAGACGGCAUGUGUAACAACUUUCGACUAUACCACUUUCUGUGCGCGUGCUGAUACGCUAAGUAAGAAUUACAGGGAUCCUCUGAAUUGCGCCCAAUUUUUCACCUGCCUGGACAAUCUCUACCGAGGUUUGCAGCCAUGUCCCACGGGACUCUUCUAUAACGAGGUGGCUAACGCCUGUGAUUACAAAGAGAACGUCCCUGCCUGUCAGGAGGCGGCGUCAUGUACAGAAACGACAACGUCUUCACAGCAAAGAACCACAACCACUACCGCAACCACAUUCUCAUCGACCAGAAGCACAACCACCAAACCACUUAGCACAACCACACAGGACAAUGGGCCGUUGGCUCAGUUUUGUGUCGGGAAAACGGUGGGUGUUUACAUAUACGAAGAGGACUGUCAUUAUUUUGUACAGUGUCCAGACGGCGUGGCCGGAGGAGUUCUAACCAGGUGUGCGGCUAACCUGGCCUUUAACGGUGAACUCUGUGACUGGGAGAACAAGGUCCCAAGGUGUAACACUGGAACUGUCACAACCACUCAAGCUCCUCAGACCACGUGCCCCAGCUCCGGCCUGGUGUACCUCCGUAAGCCGGACGACUGCUCCGCCUACUACAUCUGCUGGGCUGGAGUACGCUACGAGAGUAAAUGCAGUGGAAAUUUGUACUUCAGCGAGGAUGGAUACUGUGAUUUCCCGUGGAAUGUAGACUGUUCGUGAGCUCUGUGCACAUGAAUUAUCCAAGUGACAAAUGCAAUCUCCCGCUGCUAUAUGCUUCUAAAGCUAGGACCUUAGCCCGCGACAGGAUACUCUUUGUGCACCACACGACAUGGAGACACUACCAGAGUAUUACAUGUCGCUUUUAUAACAUUUCUAACCUCUCACCACAGACACAACUGUUGGCUCUCAUCCGCCAAGCAACUGAAUACAAAUGGUGCAUUUCUUUGUUCGCAUGUGAUGUGGUUGUAUUACCUUUCCUAUCAAUUCUACUUGUGUAUACAUGUCUAUUAAGUCGGCGGAGAAUAAGCUAUGGCAUAUAUCGUGACAUGGUGGCAUAUAUCGUGACAUGGUGGCAUAUACCGUGACAUGGACAUUCCUUGUUUAUAUUGGCAUUUUCAUGAUUAUGUCAAAUAUUACCUGUGACAAGAAACAAGUAUUUAUAUGAAGAAUCACGAUGAAAACUUUGAUGAGAUAUAGUGAACAGAUCUUGAAUGGCUGAAUGAUUGUAAUAGUAAAUAAAUCAUAUAUAGCUUUU
This is a messenger RNA of Liolophura sinensis, 2480 nucleotides long. RefSeq names its product chitotriosidase-1-like. Bases 266 to 1945 code for a protein of 559 amino acids. The record is from RefSeq and is a predicted model, not a curated record. NCBI's taxonomy places the organism in Eukaryota, Metazoa, Mollusca, Polyplacophora, Chitonida, Chitonidae. The transcript is spliced from 13 exons. Gene Ontology annotation, biological process: carbohydrate metabolic process; chitin catabolic process. Gene Ontology annotation, cellular component: extracellular region. Gene Ontology annotation, molecular function: chitin binding; chitinase activity.